Alternaria postmessia is the source of this 1368-nucleotide messenger RNA. RefSeq lists its product as uncharacterized. The record is from RefSeq and is a predicted model, not a curated record. The transcript has 5 exons. Bases 1 to 1368 code for a protein of 455 amino acids. NCBI's taxonomy places the organism in Eukaryota, Fungi, Ascomycota, Dothideomycetes, Pleosporales, Pleosporaceae. Gene Ontology annotation, molecular function: heme binding; oxidoreductase activity, acting on paired donors, with incorporation or reduction of molecular oxygen; monooxygenase activity.
AUGGUUUCGUGCCAUCGACUGGACAUGCUGUUGGCAAGACAAUGGCAUAACGUACUAUGUACCAGUGAUCCGAAGACAAUUGAACAUGUGCUCAAGAAGUGGAGGGAGUUUGUGAAGCCUGAUAACGUUAAUGAGAUUCUGGGCACUUUUGGACAAAAUGUGGAUACGUCAAACGGUGACGACUGGAUUCGCCAUCGCAAACUCACAGCGCCAUGCUUCAACGAGCGAGCCUCCGCCACUGUAUGGAGCGAGUCAAUGCGACAGUCGAAGAUCAUGAUAGAGCAAUGGCUCUCGUCAUCAGAUGGCAAAUGGAAAAGCAUGAUCAAGGAUACCAGUACUUUGGCACUAAAUGUCAUCUCUUCAGUCGCUUUCGAGAACACCGAAGUCAACAAACCAACACCGGGUCACGCAUUGUCACUCCGCGACACGCUGGUGACAGUCAUGAGUACCUCGAUCUCUCCAACUAUGGAGGGUAUUCUGCCCUUCUUACAGUUUCCAAUACUCCAGUCGCUACUGCCGAGCGAUGUCAAAGAUCUUUUACAAGCUAUGCACGAGUUCCGACAAUACAUGAAUGAAAUCAUAGUAACAGAGCGAGAAGCGAUGACGAGCGGGCAGACUAGAGUAUCUGCUCUUAUCAGCACACUUAUUGAAGCUAGUGGCCAAGUCAAGACUGAAAGUAGAGCAUCAAAAGCCAGACUCUCAGAUACUGAGCUUAGAGGCAAUAUCUUCAUCUUCUUGGUCGGUGGUCUGGAGUCUACGUCCAUCACUCUUUCGUAUGCGAUAGCUUUACUGGCUGUGCAUCCUGAUAUUCAGGACUGGGUGGUGGAAGAGUUGGACGAAGUACUGAGUGACAAUGUAAAUAGCGAGAUGGAGUAUGUCAGAGUGUUUCCGCGGUUGAAGAGGGUCAUGGCUGUCAUGGAAGGUACCGAGUCUACAAAUCUACCUGCUAACACUCAAAUCAUGCUUAACUCUUGGGCCUGCCAAACCUCAUUUACAAAUUUCCCUGAUCCAAUCACGUGGAACCCGAAGCGCUGGAUUCAACCACACCUCUCUGAGACCACCAAAAAAGCUCUUCCAGCGACUCUAGCUGCAGAAGAACUGAAGCACGCAACGGGUGGUAGCGGUUUCGUCGCUUGGGGUACUGGGUCGAGGAUAUGUCCUGGAAUGAAAUUUAGUCAAGUGGAGUUUUGCAGUGUACUGAGUACCGUUUUGAAAGGAACCAGAGUGGAGACAGUGUGUGGGGAAGACGAGGAAGUAAAUACGGCCAGGCAGAAGGUGAUGGACAUUCUAAAGGACUCGUGUGCGGAUCCGCUGCUGCUGCACGUGAGACAACCGGAAAAGCUGGAACUAAGGAUCUUCAAACGCUGA